Parnassius mnemosyne (clouded apollo) is the source of this 669-nucleotide messenger RNA. The record is from the annotation of a GenBank genome assembly. Lineage: Eukaryota; Metazoa; Arthropoda; Insecta; Lepidoptera; Papilionidae.
AUGCCGAAUUGUUCAGUUUUUUGCUGCAAAAAGAGAUCAAACACGUCAAGUUUAGAAAAAGAUGGGGUUACCUUUCAUAUGUUUCCUAAAGAUCCAAAUUUAAGAAAUACCUGGAAGUACUUUUGUAAUAACAAACUUACCUGGAUUCCCACAAGAAACAGUGUCAUUUGCUCAGAUCAUUUCAAGACCUCUGACUUUCAAGAAUUGGCAAACAAUAGAAGGAGAUUAGUCGAGGGCGCCAAACCAACUCUAACACCACACUGUAUUUGUGCCAGCCAGAGCCAUCAAUUAUCAUUUACUAUAACUGAUUCGUUGUUAUCUACGUGUACAACAUCAAGUCCCCAACAUAGCCAGAGCCAUCAAUUAUCAUUUACUAUAACUGAUUCAUUGACAUCUGCGUGUACAACAUCAAGCCCUCAACAUGCUCAGUCAAAAGGAACAUCUAAAAAUUAUAAUUCGAUUCCUAUUGCACUUACACCCAGAGAAAGAAAAAUGCAGCAAAAGCUAGAUGACCAGAAGAAAAAAAUUAAAAGGCUCCACUCUAAAAACCUUUACUUAAAGAAAAAAAUUGCUGGGUUAAGAGAAAUUCUCCUGAGUCUGGAUGAAAAAUCUUUUAAUGAUAAAAAAGAAAGGAUGGUCAUUGAAAAAAAUCGCGUUGAAGAAAUAUAA